AUGUCCACCCCAACAACCCCUCCACACCCACUCUUGAUGCAGCCUACACUCUGUACAUUGCCUGCAUGCCUCAUUACUGCCCACAAAAAUUGUCUGGAAACUGGUUUCUACCUUGGCAAUAAGUCUGUUCAAAAGAACAUCCAUUGGGUUUGGGAUGGCCAUGCCAACUGUUUGGCUAUCAAGCCAACUGGCAGUGGUGAUGAUGGUUCUUCCAAAUAUGCCACUCCACCACCUGAGGGUACUGUGGACAUUGCACCACUUUGUGCUAUUGUUCAAAUUUCUGCUUCAGACUUUUGGCUCACUGCAGAUGCUGGGUAUCACAAGAAUUCAAAGAUUUGGAAGUCCUUGGCUGAUGUCAAGGCAUCCUGUGCCACUGAACAACCUGACAUUCCACCUGUUCAGGAUUACUCCAAGACAGCCCUGGAAAAUGUUACCUACUUUCAAAAUGCCAUUGCAACACCAGGGUAUGGUGAAAGUAAGGGAUUUCUCCUUCAUGGAGGCAAGCAUUUUAAAGUUUGUCACACACUGUUUGAGCCUUGCAGUGCCAACAGUGAAUCUGAUAACAGCUACUCUGAAACUGUUGCAGAUGAUCCAGAAGGUGCCCUUGUCGAGUUAUACUUUGCACUUUCUCAUUGGGCCAUUGCCAAGAAAAAGGGUAGCAUAGCUGCUAAUGUUUAUGGUGGUGAAAUUAUUAUGAUCCAAGUCUUAGCACCACCCCAUUCUACUGUGGCAGGCACUCCCAGGAAGCAAAAACUUAGCCUUUUCAUUGACCCUUCCACUAGUCCAAACAAGAAGUUUCACCAAAAUUAG
This is a messenger RNA of Pisolithus orientalis, 810 nucleotides long. RefSeq lists its product as uncharacterized. Bases 1 to 810 code for a protein of 269 amino acids. The transcript has 3 exons. The record is from RefSeq and is a predicted model, not a curated record. NCBI's taxonomy places the organism in Eukaryota, Fungi, Basidiomycota, Agaricomycetes, Boletales, Pisolithaceae.